Molecule: messenger RNA, 6528 nt
Organism: Sinocyclocheilus grahami
Lineage: Eukaryota; Metazoa; Chordata; Actinopteri; Cypriniformes; Cyprinidae
Product: insulin receptor substrate 2-like
Exons: 2
Coding region: 1167-4373 (1068 amino acids)
Biological process (GO): insulin receptor signaling pathway
Cellular component (GO): plasma membrane; cytosol
Molecular function (GO): phosphatidylinositol 3-kinase binding; insulin receptor binding
Source: RefSeq, a predicted model, not a curated record
CACACACGAACACACACACAAUAUUCGGGAACGCUAGAGGCAGUCGCGUAACACAAGACGCAUCCAGACUCUCUAAAUAGCCCAGAGCACCGGUUGCGUUACAUAACGGGGAUGCUCCACAAACGUUGUAUAUAUAUAUAUAUAUAUAUAGGAAUAGGCUAUAAAUUCACGCGCAUUGCAUAUUAAUUUUAUGAUGCGUCAGAGCAGGGAUGAUGCUUACUGACGUGAUCUGGGUUAAUCGUUCAAUAACAAAAUGAAACUUACAGUAUUAGCUAUCAUUAAAAUAAAAAGGCAUAGGCUAGUUUAUGUUAGAUUUGGAAAUGGCUUUAAAAUGUAAAAAAAAAAAAAAUGGCAGGAAAUUUGCUAUUCAAGUUUCAUUAGAAAAACACACAUACAAACAUUUGCAGAUAAUUUAACAGCAUAAAUACAUAGCAAAUAGCAUUAUACCUUAUUGAACUGAACAAUAUUGAAGUAUUGCGACAUUCUAUGAUAGAUAUAUGAGCUGAAACGCAUUUGAUAGCUUAUCGGAGGUUUGACUUUACAAACGAAAUGAACACAAAACGAUGUCAUUUUUAAAGAGCAAAUUACAAAAUGCAGGAACACUUGCGCCACUAGUCAGUAGCCUACUUACUGGUUGUUUUAACCACCCCAGCUGUUCCCUAAAACGACCCCAAAAUAUGACUAUGCACAGUCAUUUUAUUCCGUAUUUGAGCAAAAUGUAAGACCGUAAAACUGAGCGGCUAUCCGAGCGGCACGCACAGCGGGUUGCGAUCCUCUGACAAGCCUCUGGUGCCUGUUCCAGUGGGGGCGGAGCGAAGAAUAGGAGUAGAAAGUGAUCGGUUCGCUCUACUGUCAAUCAAACAUUUCCACCAAUGAACCCAAUGAGCUGUUAAAGGGCCGGGUUCAUAGGUACGCCUCCCCCGAAGGUUGCACCGCCUAGUGUGUGCGUAUUUUAUUUUUUUUGUAACCAAAGCUUGGAUGUGUAGGACGUCACAUGUUGUUUUUCCUCUUCACUCCAGUCACUUAGCGAUAUGUGUUAUUUACUGUUAAACCGCUCCUCGCAGCGAACGCGCACUCCGAGCCGGGUCCACAAGAGAGUCUGACAGGAUUAUAACUGACUGACAGCACAAGUCAAGCAAAAGUGAGAGUUUUUCUUCACAGCAUAUAUGAGAAUGGCGAGUCCGCCGCCGACGGGAGGACAGCUGAUUUCAAAUAUGACCGUGAAGAACAGCAACCACGUUAAGAAAUGCGGCUAUCUGAGGAAGCAGAAGCACGGACACAAGCGCUUUUUCGUGCUGAGGGAGCCGAGCGAGGGCUGUCGCGCCCGGCUGGAGUAUUACGAGAGCGAGAAGAAAUGGAAAAACAAGUCGGCUGCUAAACGGGUUAUACCUUUGAGCUCGUGCCUGAACAUCAACAAGAGAGCCGAUGCCAAACACAAACACCUGAUCGCCCUUUACACCAAGGACGAGUAUUUUGCCGUGGCCGCCGAAAACGAGCAGGAACAGGAGGACUGGUACUCGGUCUUAACGGAUUUAAUGAACGAGGGGAAAGUGAGCGACGGCUCCGCGAAUAAUUCGGCGUCAUCCCUCGUCGGCUUUGAUGAGGCGAGCUACGGCGUGAUAACGCCCGUCUCCGCCACUUACACGGAGGUUUGGCAGGUCAAUCUGAAAUCUAAGGGACUCGGACAGAGCAGGAACUUAACGGGCGUUUACAGGCUGUGUUUAACCAGCCGGACGAUCAGCUUCGUGAAACUCAACACGGAGGCGGCGUCGGUGAUUUUACAGCUGAUGAACAUCCGCCGAUGCGGACACUCGGACAGCUUCUUCUUCAUCGAGGUGGGCCGGUCCGCGUCUAUCGGACCCGGCGAGUUGUGGAUGCAGGCGGACGACUCGGUGGUGGCGCAAAACAUUCACGAGACUAUUUUGGAGGCGAUGAAAGCCAUGAAAGAGAUGUCAGAGUUCCGCCCGCGCAGCAAAAGCCAGUCCUCAGGUAGCAACCCUAUCUCUGUGCCCACCAGGCGGCACUUUAACAACCUCCCGCCGAGUCAGACCGGGCUGAAGCGGCGCUCGCGCACCGACAGCAUGGCAGCGACGUCUCCAGUGGCGAAACUGACGUCCUGUAGGAUCCGCACGGCCAGCGAGGGUGACGGCACCACGGGCAGCCCCAUCAGCCCAGGCGUGAACAGGACGCAUUUGAGCCGAUCCAACACAGUGACAGCUCGCCCAUGCAGAACAUUCGAGUCGUCAUCCCUGCAGCAUAGCAAAUCCAUGUGCAUGCCUGUCUCUCACUCCCCUCCCUCAGCUCCCAGCCCUGUCAGCCUGUCCUGCAGCAGUAACAUAGAAAGCGGCCCUCGCCCCUCCAGCUGCACCGCUUCCAUUUCGGGCUCCCCCAGCGAUGCUGGCUUUAUCUCCUGCGAUGAGUGUGGCUCCAGCCCGGGUGAUAUACGGCACCUUUUAGCAGCAAACCGAAGCAACACACCCGAGUCACUUGCUGACACACCCCCCUCACAGGAGGGCACCGACCUGCACGGAUACAUGAUUAUGGAGAGGCCAAACAUCUGUGGACGGCGAAGCGUCCGGGCAGCAGCUGAGGAAGGCAAAGGAGAUUUGGAGAAUGCCUACAGGAAGAGGACACACUCUCUCACCAUGCCUUACCAGAAGAGGGUGCCAUCACAAGUGUCCUCAGCUUCACUGGAUGAAUACACGCUCAUGAGAGCCACUUAUACAAUUGGAGGCCAUUCGGGGCGCAGCUCUCACACCGCAUCCCCAAAGGUCACAUAUCCUGAGGAUUACGGGGACAUUGAAAUCGGAUGGUUACUGAAAAGUUCCAGCAGUAAUCUGGGCGACGAUGGCUACAUGCCAAUGACACCAGGUGUGGCUCCGCAAGGGGGGAAGGCUGACAACUACAUGCCUAUGAGCCCAAUGUGCGUUUCUGCUCCGAAGCAGAUAAUCAACCCCAGGACGCACCCCCUCACUAUAGCUAAUGGUUACAGAACCAAUUCCCCCAGCAGCUGUUCUCUGGAUGACAGUGGCUACAUAAGGAUUCUGUGCGGCUCUAAGUUCUCCAUUGACAGCUCAGAUGGGAAACUGACGAAUGGUGAGUACCUCAACAUGUCCCCUGUAGAUUCGGUCACGCCACCAGACUACUACCUGAGCCCUGUGGGUAUGGAGCAAUCUCCCUGUCUCCGACAGCUUCACUCGUUUAACUCUCUGCCCCGCUGUCAUAAGCCCCAGCAGGCUCUAAAGGAUGCGGACAAUGAUCAGUAUGUUGUCAUGAAUCCUCAAAAUCACAGAAUAAUAGAGGAGUCAGUAAGCAUAGCAUCCUCCCCUGCCCCAUCACCUAUAAGACAAAGCCGUACAGACAGCCUCAUCCUCCGGCACAGGAUCAGCCGGCCCACCCGCCUCUCCCUGGACAUGUUCCGAACAUUACCUAGUAUGAAUGAGCAUCCCCUCCCCCCUGAGCCAAAAAGUCCUGGUGAGUACAUAAACAUAGACUUUGGACAUGUUGCUGAAAGUUGCACUCCACCCUCCACUGCUUCCUCCGAGAGCCCAGUCUCAUCCCUCGGAUCAUCCGCUGAUCACAGGACAUCCCCCCUUUCUGAUUACAUGAACAUUAAUGUGAGUUUGCAGUCACCCAAAUCUGGAAAUGCUGCUCCAUCUAAUCGUUUGGAGCCACUUCCAGAGCUCACACCCUGCCCCGCCCACCCUGAGGAAGAGGAGGAAGACGAAAGGUACCACCUCACUGCACAGGUGGCACCAGUGGGCCCGGUUGACAAAGCUAAAGACGAUUACACAGAGAUGACAUUCGGCGUGCCUGCUUCCCCUCUGCAGCCUGUGUCGCAGCCCUCAGAAGGUGGGCAGACCAUCAACCCAUCCUCCUGCAUGCAGAGGCUGACCAUAGAAGAGACUGUGGGAGUGCCUGCCGUUGAGGCUUUUCUGCUGCGUGGCACCACUCUGGCCUUGGUGGACCCUGACCGAGGUGCCAAGGUGAUUCGUGCUGACCCCCAGGGACGCAGGCGGCACAGUUCAGAGACAUUCUCCUCAACCACCACUGUAACACCAGUUUUUCCCUCCUUUGCACAUGACGCCAGGCGGCACGGUUCGGCCUCUGUGGAGAAUGUGUCUGUUUCUGUGAGGAACAGCGAAGGAUCGGAUGAAGAGUAUAACAGUCCCAUGUGCAGGGAGACGUCGGCUGGCUUUCAGAAUGGACUUAACUACAUUGCCUUAAACUUGAUGGAUGGAGGACUUGACAGCUGUGAUUCUCUUGUCCGGUUCAAAGCUACCAGCUGCUGUAAAGAGGGCAUCAAUGGAAUACAUGCCAGUCCGUAUGCCAGCCUUGGGUUCAAGGAGACGGCAACAACAGUAAAAGACUAAACAGAGCCAGUCGCCUCAUUAAAGCUCCUUCACCUCUUCUCUCCGUCGAGAGGAGGAGAGGAGGCACUCGUGUGGACAGAUGGACCACGUUGCUGCUGCUGCUUCAGCUCUCCGCUGAUCUUUAACCUCCCGAAUCCAUUCAAAUGGCAGUCGUCACGGCAACACGGACACUUGACCCCAGUGCGAGGCAUGACGAUGACUCACAGAUACAGAGGCGGGACUUCCUGUCUAUCUGUUACUCACAACAAUCUCUUCCCUCAAUUUUUGUGUUACGGACCUUUUUCACUGGUUUUGUUACGAGCUCCCCCCCCCAAAAAAAACCAAACACGAAGAGAAACAUCCAGUCUGCACACGCACACAUACACCUGUCACACAAGUCGCUUAUUUAUUUACCCCAUGUGGUGGUAUGUGUGCAUGUGUUCGCGCACAAGCGGUUGCAACACUGCACAGAGGUGGCAUUUCAGAAAUUUACUCAACAAUUGGAAAUCGGAAAAAGCAGUCACUUGGAAACCCUACCUCAGAACGAGCCAGUUUAUGACUUACAAAAAGAUAUAUAUUGAGAAAUUAAUUUAUUUUUUACAAGUGAAUGUUUUCGUAAAAAACACCAAUCCAAAGCCUUACUGACUGUACUGUCAAACAGUGUUUCCUGGAGGACCUGCAUACACUCACAAGAGUAUCAAAGACAGCUGUUUGCCAUGGUAACUGAAUGUCUUUUACUGCAGCAGAGGAAGGUUUUGCACUGCAGUCAAAGAUCUAUGAAUGCUAUUUUGCAUUCUACACAGAUAUUUAAAUUAUUUUAAUAAUAUAAUAUUUAUCUGAGCUGGUAAAGGACCAGAUGGGUGGCCGCCUGCCUGCCAUCCCGCACACAUGCAAAGCAGGCUUCCAGAGCAGAGGAGUUAUCAGUUUUGGAACGAAGCCACACGCGAUUUACACACAACCCUUACGGUACGCUAGAUGAAUGAUGUUGUGCACCUCAGGUCAGAGAGAGGAGCACCUCACCAAGCCUAGGCACACUAGCACACUUUAAAUCACGGUCUUUACACCUUAACAACCCAGAAGCCUCUGCUGACUUGCCCUCUUUCACUGCUCUGAAUACACAGGCUUCCCUUCACCUUACAUCCGCACCCGUCGGCUCGCCGUUCGAGAGAGUGAUAGAUUCAGGGACGUCUCAGAAGGCCUGACACCAUUAAUGCUGCUCCCUACCAUCAGACAGGGAUAGACUCGUCAGAACCAAUGCUUUGUCUUGCACUUACAAACUCCUUAGAUUGUAACACAAGACACUUUUGAAUGUAGAGUAUUCUGGAGAUCUCCACAGGAGACCAAAUGCACGGCCUAAACAUCCACAAACAGACUGAUACUGAGGCAGAAUCAUUCAAACGCAAACAAGCGAAACAAAGUAAAACACACACAACUUGACUUAAGUAUAUGAAAACGUUUGCCUAGAAACCUGUACAUAAUGUAUUAAGAGAUUGCAACUGAUGUUUUUGUUAAAUAUGAUAACUUAUGUCUUAUAUAUGGUAUGUGUUUGAAUUAAUUUCCCCCAAACAACUAAAGCACUAAUGAAGGUACUUGCCAAAGCCUGAACUUUGGCCUUGCGCUUUUCUUUUCUAAUUCUUCAGUAUGUUUGUAAAAGUAUGUACGCUGUACGAUAAAUGCCACUUCAAGGGUAUUUGAUAAUGCUACAAUACAGAAGAAAAAAUAACUAAAAUUCAUUGAAUGAUACUUGAUAUUACAAAAAUAGGUACAAAUUCACAAACGGCAUAUGCAAUAUUUACAUUUUUUUAAAGAUUAGUUUACAGAAAUGAACCAAAUGUACAAAUACUGUGUUAAUAUAUUUAAAAACUUAAGAUUUUUUUUUUUUUUGCUGUACAAAUUUUUUUCUGCCAACUUAAAAUGGAAAACUUUGUUUUGCUGUUGAAUACUAACAGUAAUUUCAGCAGUGUUCUUAUGUGAAUGCUGUUUCUCAGUAUGGAAAGCUUGAAUAUUUCAAUGCCUGAGCAAGUUUUUUAUUUUUUUCCUGUGUCUUCCAUUGUAUAUACUUCAUAUUAUUUGCAUUGUGAUGCUACUUAGAAAUGAUAACUUAAACUUAGUGUAAUUAGCAUUGCUUUAGAAACUGUAUUGAUUCUGAAUAGCCACAUGCAAUAAAAAAGUAACA